Molecule: messenger RNA, 1752 nt
Organism: Acanthoscelides obtectus
Lineage: Eukaryota; Metazoa; Arthropoda; Insecta; Coleoptera; Chrysomelidae
Source: the annotation of a GenBank genome assembly
AUGUGUACUAUAUCAGACGUUGGCAAAUCAUCAGAUGAGGAGGAGCUGUUUGGCGGAGACUAUAGCGAUUUGGACCCCGAUUAUCAGCAGCCGCCCACAUCUAAGAAGCGCAAAUGCUUACCAGUAGUUGAUACUUCAAGCGACUGGGAAUCAGAAGAUGAUUUACCUUUAGCGAAUUUUGUGCAAACAUUGAAAGAUAAUGCUAUACCAGGUGGUGAUAAACGUUACACUUGGAGCAAAACAGAUUUCCAACACAUCAGAUAUCCAAAAGAUGUCUUUUUUGCUGGAGUAGACGGAGAAUAUUCCCCUCUGGCUUAUUUCGAAAAAAUUUUUGACGAUGAUUUGUUUGAGCAUAUUGCACACCAAACGAAUAUUUACUCCACACUGACAACUGGGCGUUCUAUUGAUACCACAGCUAAUGAAAUAAGAUCGUUUGUAGGAAUUGGGUUGAUAAUGGGAGUAGUCCAAAUGCCAGCAAUCGAAGACUACUGGGCCAUAGAAACGGGAUAUAGUAUUAUUGCCGAUGUUAUGCCUGUAAAGCGCUUCAAGAAAUUGCGAAGACGCAUACACUUUCAGGACAACAAUACUGAUCCGCAAGGAGAUAGAUUAUUCAAAAUUCGCCCCCUUAUAGAAAAACUGCGACAAAAAUGUACAGCUAUCGAAGAGGAAGGUUUGUUUUCUAUAGAUGAAAUGAUGAUUGCUUACAAAGGCAAGAAAGCUGGAAGUCUGCGCCAAUAUAUGCCUAAAAAGCCAAAGAAGUGGGGGUUCAAGAUGUUCGUUCGAGCAGGCGUGUCAGGGAUUGUGCAAGACUUUCUCAUCUAUACCGGCUCUAGUACUUUUGACGAAAUUCUAUUUUCAAAGGAGGCACAACAAAUGGGACUUGGUGCAAAAGUGGUACUUGUCCUGUGCAGAACUAUUCAGAAGCCAGAAGAGUCUUUCGUCUAUUUUGAUAACUUCUUUUGUUCAUUGGAACUAAUUGAAUACUUGAAGAAAAAUAAAAAGUUGGCAAGUUUGGGAACCAUUAGAAGCAACAGACUUAGAGGAUGUCACUUGCUAAGUGACAAAGAACUUCUACGGAAGGGGAUAGGUAGCUUUGAUUACAGAGUAGACAAUUCCGUGGGACUAGCGGUGAUAAAAUGGGCAGACACUAAAUGUGUGACUCUGGCGAGUUCGUACAUUUCGCACAGUCCAGUGUUUGAAGUUAGCCGAUUUAGUAAAGAACAAAAGAAAAAGGUAAACGUUCAGUGCCCUCAAAUAGUCAAACAGUACAACAUUCAUAUGGGAGGCGUAGACUUAUCUGAUAUGCUGGUUUCACUGUACAUGACUCCCUUCAAAUCAAAGCGACGGUAUCUCGCUAUGUUUAGUCAGAUGAUUGAUAUAGCUGUCAAUAAUGCCUGGCUAUUGUAUCGGAGAGAUCUAGCCUCACAAGGCAAAAAAUAUAUUAAGCUCAAAGACUUCAGAAUAAACAUCGCAAAGUCUUUGAUUCAAUCUCGUAACGUACCCAGAAAAAGAACUUUUGCUGCAGCAAACUUGCUCCCUCAAAACAAAAUAAAAGUUCCCGUCGCUCCACGGCCUACUGAAGAUGUCCGGUUUGACAACGUUGGACACUUUCCAGUUUUCACUGAAAAAGGCCGCUGUAGGCUUUGCACAAAUGGACAAACAACAAUUUUAUGUCAAAAAUGUAAUUUGCGCUUAUGCAUCGUAUUAGGAGUUAAUCAGAGAAACUGCUUCACAAGUUACCAUUCCAAGUAA